This is a messenger RNA of Phytophthora nicotianae INRA-310, 363 nucleotides long. RefSeq lists its product as hypothetical. The transcript has a single exon. NCBI's taxonomy places the organism in Eukaryota, Oomycota, Peronosporomycetes, Peronosporales, Peronosporaceae. Bases 1 to 363 code for a protein of 120 amino acids. The record is from RefSeq and is a predicted model, not a curated record.
AUGAAACCGUUCUUUGGCUACAACGAGACGCUGGAAGAGGAGUCGAGCGACGAGGAGCUGUCAUUCGCGGAUGAGGCACUUGUGGACAUUGACGUGACUGCCGUGGAGUUGCCGUACGUGGGUGUCGAGUGGAUUCCACCGACGUUUAAUGACGUCAAGCGUUUAUUCUCACAGGCUGGGUUGGUUUACUCGGAUAGACGCCAAUCCAUGCUACCCGGAACGCUUGAAAACUUGCUCUUUUUGCAAAAGAAUCGAGCUCUCUGGAAUGAGGCGACCGUGGAUUGUGCAGCAGCCAAGAACCCCAAAGAAGUGAAAGAUUCGCGAAGCAGUCUCGCCCGACAUGUAGUUACUUCGUGUUUCUGA